AUGUCGAAGUCACAUGGACCCUCCUCGACUACCAAGGAUAAACUCCGACAUGUGCGAUACAGGGAACAUAUUGGGGGUAAAUUACCUGUACCUGGGAAGAUUGAACUCCAGGUGAUUGGAAGCGGUGGUCGAGGAACACCUCGAUCUGUUAUUCUUGCAACAGACCAUGUCCGUUAUCUUUUCAAUUGCGGAGAAGGAACGCAGAGAAUUGCUAGCGAACAUAAAAUCAAACUCUCUCGGUUAGAAAACAUCUUUAUCACUCAUAAUAGUUGGGAUAAUAUUGGCGGACUUUUGGGUUUGGCACUUACUGUCGAAGGGAUCAAUGUUCCAAAGAUCACAAUCCAUGGACCUGCCAUGGUGGAACAGACUAUCCGAAUGGCAAAAACAUUUGCUGAAUCAUCAAAUAUUCAGAUUGAAAAACGAGAAGUUGAAUUGGGUGCCUACGAAGAUAAUGCCUUCAGAAUUGAAUACGUUCCCAUUCAUCGUAGCAAAUCAAGUUUGGAUAACAAUUCUACUACAGCAUUGUCAACCGAUUCUUUAAAGUCCAUCACUGUGAAUAAUAAAGAGAGUAUUACAGAUGACGAGGUCCCAGCUAAGAAAAUGCGCCUUUCACAAGAAGAACUAUGUUCAGCUGUUGCAUAUAUCUGCAAGCCACAUGCAGGUAAACGUCGACUGAUCCUUGAAAAAUGUGUGGAUCUUAAUGUGCCAGUUGGCCCACUUUUAGGAAUUUUAAAGAAUGAAGAAUCUAUUACAUUACAAGAUGGGACUGUGGUAAUGCCUGACCAAGUUCUCAGUCCAGCAGAAAAACCAUAUCCUAUUAUUAUUCUCGAGUGUCCCAGCGUGGAAUAUCUUGAUUCUCUAAUGAGCAAUAAACAUUUGAAUUCACUGCAAAUGAAGGACAAAGAAGAAGAGCAACAUAAUUUACCUGCUGAACUUGUCGUUCACAUGUCACCAGUCGAGGUUCUAGACCAUCCUAAAUAUCAAAAUUGGAUUAAAAGAUUCCCUUCUGAAACUCGGCAUCUUAUCUUAAACGAAAGCACCAGUGGCAUUGCCAACCUGGGUCUGUUCAAAAUUCAAACAAUGUUGAACCUCCUAAGUCCAUCUAUUUUUCCACUGCUUCAUCAUCAAAAGUUAAGCCUGCAAAAGAACAGUCUUAAUUCCACAGAAAAUGGACAAGUAGAUGAAACAAAUAAUCAGCUGCAGUUGGCAUGCACAAACCUUAAGUACCAUUUACGACCACGGAAAGGUUACAACAGAGACCAGUGUAUAUAUAUGGACAAUGCAAGUUAUGUCAGUGAAGCAUGGGCAAUACCAGAAUUUGAGAAACAGCUUCUGCAUUUCCAUACCAAAGUCAAUGAGCUCACAAAAGGACAGGACCAAAAUCUUGUGAAAUAUCCACGUAUUUUAUUCCUAGGAACAGGGUCUUCCGUACCAAGUAAGAGAAGAAAUGUCAGUGGGAUUCUGCUGCAAACUGAACCUGACAGUUGUAUUUUGCUUGAUUGUGGAGAAGGUACAGCUGGUCAGUUAUACCGUCAUUAUGGAGAUGAAGUCACCGAUAAUAUUUUAUGUAACUUGAAAGCCAUCUUUAUCUCCCACAUGCAUGCUGAUCAUCAUCUGGGUCUGUUUGGAUUAUUGCGGGACCGAGCAAAAGCAAUGGAAAAAAAUGGAGAAACUCCAAGCCCAGUUCUUCUUCUCUCACCAAUUCAGAUUAACCGAUGGCUUCAUUUUUAUGCUAAGAAUAUUGAAGACAUUCAACACUUGAUUCAGCUUGUUCCACUUGGUAAGAUUUUACCGCAUCAAAGAGAGAAACAAGCUGAGCUCUAUUCCAGCAUUCUCCAGCAACUUAACUUAGUUGAAUUUGUUCCAGUAGAAGUUGAUCAUUGUAAAAACGCAUUUGGUGUGUCACUGUCUCACUCCUCAAACUGGAAAAUAGUCUAUUCCGGAGAUACUAUGCCUUGUGAAAGAUUGGUCAAUGCUGGUAAAAACUGUGACCUUUUGAUUCAUGAAGCAACAAUGGAGGAUGAUCUUGAAGAAGAAGCCAAGAUUAAGACUCACAGCACAACUUCGCAGGCCAUCAACAUUGGAAUGAAAAUGAAUGCCAAGUUUAUUCUUCUCAACCAUUUCACUCUUCUUUCUUUUCUUUUUUCCUUUUUCUUUCUCUCUUUCCCUUUUUCUCUCUUUCCCUUUUUCUCUCUUUCCCUUUUUCUCUCUUUCCCUUUUUCUCUCUUUCCCUUUUUCUCUCUUUCCCUUUUUCUCUAUCUCUCUCUUUCCUUUUCUCUCUCUUUCCUUUUCUCUCUCUUUCCUUUUCUCUCUCUUUCCUUUUCUCUCUCUUUCCUUUUCUCUCUCUUUCCUUUUCUCUCUCUUUCCUUUUCUCUCUCUCUCCUUUUCUCUCUCUUUCCUUUUCUCUCUCUCUCCUUUUCUUUCUCUCUCUCUCUCUCUCUCCUUUUCUUUCUCUCUCUCUCUCUCUCCCCUUUUCUUUCUCUCUCUCUCUCUCUCUCUCCUUUUCUUUAUCAUUCUCCUGGUUCCACAUCCCAAAAUAAGACCUUGUAUCAUUUAUCACUUAAAUCACUGGCUGCCUUAAACCCUCUUUAG
Molecule: messenger RNA, 2592 nt
Organism: Acanthosepion pharaonis
Lineage: Eukaryota; Metazoa; Mollusca; Cephalopoda; Sepiida; Sepiidae
Source: the annotation of a GenBank genome assembly